Molecule: messenger RNA, 1753 nt
Organism: Monopterus albus (swamp eel)
Lineage: Eukaryota; Metazoa; Chordata; Actinopteri; Synbranchiformes; Synbranchidae
Gene: elovl8b
Product: ELOVL fatty acid elongase 8b
Exons: 8
Coding region: 57-848 (263 amino acids)
Biological process (GO): fatty acid elongation, monounsaturated fatty acid; sphingolipid biosynthetic process; fatty acid elongation, saturated fatty acid
Cellular component (GO): endoplasmic reticulum membrane
Molecular function (GO): fatty acid elongase activity
Source: RefSeq, a predicted model, not a curated record
GUUAUUUACCAGAGAGUUCCAGGGACUGUCCAAAGGUUCUGCACGGCUGAAACAAGAUGGCCUCUGCAUGGCAAAGUUUCCUAUCUGUGCACCAGAGGAUAGUGGACAAUGGGGACAAGAGGACAGAUCCCUGGCUGUUGGUCUACUCACCAGUCCCUGUGUCGCUGCUCUUCCUGGUGUACCUCUGCGUGAUCUGGGCCGGUCCUCGCCUGAUGAAACACAGGCAGCCUGUUGACCUCAAGGUUGUUCUCAUUGUUUACAAUUUUGCCAUGGUUGGCCUGUCAGCCUACAUGUUUCAUGAGUUCCUGGUCACAUCCUGGCUCUCAAAGUACAGCUUGCUCUGUCAGCCUGUAGAUUACAGCACCAGCCCGCUGGCAAUGAGGAUGGCCAAAGUCUGCUGGUGGUUUUUCUUCUCCAAAGUCAUAGAGCUCAGUGACACGCUCUUCUUCAUUCUGAGGAAGAAGAACAGUCAACUGACUUUCCUUCAUGUCUACCAUCACGCCACCAUGAUCUUCAACUGGUGGGCCGGAGUCAAGUAUGUGGCUGGGGGACAGUCGUUCUUCAUCGGUCUAGUCAACACCUUUGUUCACAUUGUAAUGUACUCUUACUAUGGCCUGGCUGCUAUUGGCCCUCACAUGCAAAAGUACCUGUGGUGGAAACGAUACCUGACGUCUCUGCAGCUGUUGCAGUUUCUGAUGAUCCUCCUGCACACGGGCUACAACCUGUUCAGCAAGUGCGACUUCCCCGACUCCAUGAAUAUGGUGGUGUUUGCCUACGCCACCACUCUCAUCCUCCUCUUCAGUAACUUCUAUUAUCAAAGCUACCUCAAGAAGAAGAAGCAGAAAUAAGCAGCAGUGCUGAAGCAUUACACACAAACACAAUGAUAUGAGCUGAUAGUGUUAAUGAAGUUUUUUGUAUGCAAUACUCAUCAGGAUCCACUAGGAGGCAGAACAUGCACAUCAACCGACUGUUAAGCCCUAUGGUCAGACAUGAACACUGAGUAAUCAUAUAUCUAACAUGAACAAGUUCUCCAUUUUGUAAAAAUGCACGGCAUUGUAUGAUUCAUUUAUUUCUUAAAUUGAGAAAUGACAGACAUUCAAAUGAUUGUUGUAAACAAACUGUACAUUUUAUACACAUAAUAAUAAAGUAAGUUGCUUUCUCUGCAUUAUUGCAGAAUAAAUGAGCCCAAACCCUCCUUGGGGAAAAAAUCCAAAAGCAGAAAUCCACUUAACAACAAAAUACAGAAAUGCAAACAUUUUUUCCCAGCACAGCAAAAUAAUAUAUUAUUUUCAACACUUCAGUCUAAACCAGAUCAAAAUAUGUAGAUUAGAAAGGAAGAAUGAGGAAGGAGAGGAUGUUUCAUUCAUUCAGAAGUUUUGUAGAGUUUGACAUUUACAUAAUAAAGCUGAAAACACUGCAUGUGUAAUAUCAGUCUGAUUGUACUGUAAGUGUGCACAUCUUAGCACCAAUGUAACCAAGUCAGAUUCUGUGUACAUUGUAAGUUCUUAGCCAAUAAAUGAGAUUGUAUUAUCAGCAAACUGAUGAUACAACGGUCAUUGGUCUCAGCCGAGACUAUGACGAGUCAGUCUACAGACGGGAGGUUGAGCAGCUGGUCCUGUGGUGUAGCCGCAACGACCUGGAGCUGAACACGCUCAAAACAGUAGAGAUGACAGUGGACUUCAGGAAGAACCCCCCCCACCUUACCCCCCUCGUUAUACUUGGCAGCACUUUAUCCACAGUAAAGUCCUACAAG